ACGUCAGUACAGUCGAUCCAACAUUCUGCAUUGUACCCAGCAUUUGGCGUUUACGGUGUAUUAGUAGUCUUAAGGAUACGUCGUCUGGUUUUAUUUUAACAUUACGAAUGUUUGUUUUAAAUGUAUGUGCUCAGAGCCUCUGCGUGUGUGUCUGAGAUCUGUUAAGUUCCUGUUUAUAAGUGCUGAAAAUGGCGGCGGUGUCUGUGCGGAGCAGCAGCCCGGGAGCAGACGCAUCUCACGGCAUAGCAGCGGCGUCAGACCGUUUACGGGUUGAGGAGGGGUCCGAGGCAGAGAAAAAGAGCCGCGUAACCGCGCUGCUAGAAAGACUACAUGCCAAACACAACUCAUCCCGCUCUUGGCAGGAGACCAGUAAGGUGGUCCGACAAGCUAUGGAAAAGCGUGGAGUGAUGAAUACAGCUGGUCACCAACUUCUGCUUAACUGUUUAGAGACGCUUCAGAGGGCUCUAAAAGUGUCCUCGCUGUCGUCAAUGACAGAUCGUCUGGAAUCCAUUGCUCGCCAGAACAUGUUGGGAUCUCACCUGAGUCCCUCAAGAACUGAGUGCUACAUCACCUCAGAUAUGUUCUAUGUAGAGGUGCAUUUGGAUAAAGCAGGACAGCUUGUGGAUGUCAAAGUAGCCCAUCAUGGAGAAAACCCUGCGAGUUGUCCUGAGCUGGUACAACAUUUAAGAGACAAAAACUUUGACGAGUUCUCCAAACAUCUGAAGGGGCUGGUCAACCUUUACAAGUUACCCGGAGACAACAAAUUGAAGACUAAGAUGUACCUGGCUCUCCAGUCUCUGGAGUUAGACCUCACCAAGAUGAUGCAUAUGUUCAGGAUAGCCAUGAAUGCCAGCACUGUGGAGACAAUUCUUCAUGGAGGCGUGGGUCUGUUGACAGCGAGGAGUGGUGGUCAUCUAGUGUCUCUGCAGUGUUAUGUUUCUCCAUACGACAUCUUUGAGGAAGGAUCAGGAAUGCCGCUCAACUUCACAGAUGCCAAUAUUCCUCGUACUUUAGGUGUGAGUGUAUUGGUGACUGUCGAGGGCACCUCAUCGGUAUAUAAGCUUCCCAUUGCUCCACUUAUUACAGGAUCCCAUCCAGUUGACAACAAAGGGACUCCAUCAUUUUCUUCAGUAACGAACUCAAACUGUGUAGAUUUACCUGCGUGCUUCUUCUUGAAGAUGAACCAUCCAAUGCCUUUUUCUUUAUCAUUUGUUCAAAAGAUGGGAAAUAUCACGGGAAUCCCAGUAUUUGAAUCUGCGCCCACCUUGUCCUCACUCUAUGAACUCAUUAUUAAAAGUCAACUGCGUGAAGAGGGUUGUGUCUCUCCUGGUCUGGACAAAUCAAUGCGCUUCUAUGCAUGUUUACCAGGACAGCAGCACUGCUAUUAUCUAAAUGGUGAUGCUCCAGUCCAGGAUGGAAGAUCUCUGCAAGGAGCUUUGGUUCACAAGAUUCCCUUUAGACAUCCUGCGCAAGUGCCCACUCUCCUUGACAUUAUUCGACACCAGGCUGCUUACAACACACUGAUUGGUAGCUGUGUCAAAAAGACCAAUAUUAAGGAAGCAGAUACCCCAGCACUUCUGCAGUUUGAGGUGUGCCCACUAACAGACUCGAGCUUUAGUGUGUCCUUCCAACACCCAGUCAAUGAAUCACUUGUCUGUGUGGUGAUGGAGGUGAUUGACUCAAGGCAGGUAGCCUGUAAACUGUAUAAGGGAUUAUCUGAUGCUUUGAUCUGCACUGAUGACUUUAUUACCAAAGUUGUCCAGAGAUGUAUGUCUAUUCCUGUGACUAUGCGUGCCAUCCGAUGCAAGGCGGAAACUAUUCAGGCAGAUACCCCAGCAUUGUCCCUUAUUGCUGAGACUGUGGAAAUAAUGGUGAAGAGGAACCUGCCCCCAACUAGUAGCCCAGGUUACUUGGGAAUUGGUACAGGGGCUGAUGGAAGCAACCCAAUAGGCCUUCCUGGUGUAAGUGGUGGGACCACAUCCACAGGAAGCAACAGUGUUGUGGGUGUAGGGGGGAGUGGGUCUUUCCAAGGCCCAAUUACCUCAUUUAACAUCAAUCGAACAAGUCAGGGAGGCUCAAGUAUGGAUAGUGUUGGACAUGUAGGAGGCCAGCAGCAAUCAAUGCAACAACAACCUCAGUUGCAGAGCCACAGUUCAGAUGACUUUAACAAAGUCACUCAGAAUCCAAUCUUAACAAGCCUUCUGAAAAUCACAGGCAGUGUCGGGUCCAGUCCUCCUCCUCAGCCUCACCAGACUCCACCACCGACCACCUCACCAGCAAGCAACACCAAAAACCACCCCAUGCUAAUGAACCUACUAAAAGAUAACCCUUCACAAGAAUUUGCGUUGUAUGGAGGUAGCCCUUUAGACAGACAGAACUCAUCUGGGUCCCCACGGACUGAUAGCCAAGGGCAGUCCUGCUCUGGCACCAAAGGUAAGAAAAAACGUCCAAGAGGCUCUGAAAAGGGACUAAUGGGAACAAGUGGAGGAAUUGGCAUGAAGCAACAAUCUCAGCAGCAGGUGGGAGUCAUGACGCAACAGCAUCAUCACACACACCACUCUGAAGAUGAUUUCCACCGUGAGCUUUUCUCCAUGGAUGUUGAUGCCUCCCAGAACCCAAUAUUUGAUGUCAGUCUUGCAGGCGAUGGACUUGACACCCCUCACAGCAUCACUCCAGCCCCAAGUCAGUGUGGUACUCCCCCUUCUGGUCCUGCAAUGGCAUACCACCCACAAUCUCAUGUCCAAAAUCAUCCACAAGGAUCCAUACCCCGUAUGGUCCGUCUCUCUAGCUCUGAAAGUAUUGGGCCUGAUAUUAUUGACAUUCUAUCUGAUGUUCCUGAUCAGGCCAACAAAGGAAGCAGCCAACAUCUCAUGUCUGGGGAAGAAGGAGGUUCCUUGGGAACUCCACUUCGGGAUUCCUCCAGCUCAGGCCAAGGUAGCACUGUGUUUGAGGCAGACCUUUUUAAUGCAAACAGCAAUGAAAAUCCCUUUACUGAUGCAGCAGACCUGAUUGCAGAGGCUGCUACUGCAGCAACACCCAACAGUGAUUCUUCCUCAACAAAUUUCUUUCCAGAUACAGACUUCAACCCAGAACUUCUCUCUGGACAGGGAGGUUUUUCUCAGAAUUACUUUGAAGACAGUUCCCCCAGCCCUGACCCAGAUAAUGACCUUGCCAAAGGUUUUAGUGGAGGUAGUCAGCAGAACACCCCUACAGGCACACCUCAGAAUCCCACUCCACAUGGGCAAAAUACUCCAGAGGGCUUGUUAAAAGACCAUUUUGACAUUGGAAUGUUUAGUGGGAACAGUAGUGGAGGAAAGCCAAUGCUGGGCCCAGCAUCAGAUAUGGGGGACUCACACCCUUCUCAUGUUAGUGGAGGUCAAAGCCCACUCAUGAUGGCCAUUGGGGCAGCAAGUAGUGAUUUUAAAAGCAGUGAUACAAAAAAUAAGCAGCAGCAAAUAAGAGCAAAGGAGGAUAGUGGAGGAAGUUCUGGAAUUGGAAUAAGUGGUGCAUGCUCUUCUGAGAUGAAACAGGUGAAGCGUAGUCGAACUCCUUCAAGUGAGAGCAAAUCAAAAGACAAACCACCUAAGCGCAAGAAGCUGGAUCCAGAUGGCAAGUCCCCUUCAUACAGCUCAGGGGGUCGACCUUAUACUCCUCCAUGUGGGAGUGGCAGUUCUGGAGGAACAGGUAGUGCAGGUGGAUCUAAGUCACCUGGCAGUUCAGGUAGAUCUCAGACCCCACCAGGAGGUGCUACUCCACCAAUCCCUAAGAUUACUAUACAAAUUCCUAGGACUGGAGGAAAAACAACUUCUCAUGGAGGAUACACAUCAAGUAGCUCAACAAGUGGAGGUACUGGUAGUGCAGGUAGCACAAGCAGUAGCAAAAGUCACCAUUCCCACUCCUCUUCUUCAUCUGGGAAGUUAAAGAGUAGUAAACUUGAAGUCACUGGGCAAGGCAACAUCUCCAAACCAUCAAAUACUGGAGGUGUUGGGAGUGGUAUGGCUCCUCAAUCCAAAGGGUCAUCCUUAGGGAUGAGCACUGGCAAGCUUUCCUCUUCUCCCAUUACCAAGCAUGGGAUAUCAGGCUCAGGCAGUGGUGGCAGUAGUGGAACAGGAAGUGGAAACAAAAUUAAGCCACAAGGUGGUAAACCCUCUGGCUCACUCAUGAACCCUAACAUCAAGCCCAACAUUUCUCCUUCACACUCUCGUUCUGGCACAUCAGACAAACUCUCCUCUCCAAUGAAACUUCAGCAAGGGCAGGUUCCUGGGACUCCACCCUCUUCAAAAGCGAAAUCUCCUAUUGGUUCAGGUAGUGUGGGAUCGGGAGGGUCCAAGCCCUCCUCAGGUGGUGGAAUGGGUACCCAAAAACAGUUAGGCAAUAGCUCAUCCUCAAGCUCAUCUGCAUCAUCUUCGUCUGGGUACAUGUCAUUUUCUUCAGGGGGCCAGUCACAGUACGGGAGCAGUGGGGGUGGAGGUAGUGGGGGUGGGAACAACCCUAAUGCAAAGGGUAAGUCACCAAGCCGAAACAAAAAGCCAUCUCUUACAGCAGUUAUAGACAAACUUAAAAGUGUGGGUAGUGGUGGUACUGGUGGGGAAGAGGGUGAAUGUAGUGGUGGGAGUGCAGGUGGAGGAGUGCCUUCAAAUGUUGGUACCUCAUCCUCCAAGCAUGGUAUGUCCUCCCAGGGAGGAGACUUUGUAAACAAACGAGACAAGAUUGACAAAGAUAGCAAGUCCAGGGUUUCAGGAGGUAACUCUGGUGAUAAGAAGUUAAUCGAUUCAAAAAGUGGUGCUGCGAGUGGCACAGGUGUGGCAAAGAUUAUUAUCAGCAAACCAGAUGGGGGCUCUCCAAGCAUCAAGUCAAAAGUAACUCUACAGAAACCUGGAGAAGGUUCUGGAGAUGGCUCCAUGCGAUCCCAGCACACAGGUCUCAAAGCAUCACCUCUUUUCAGUGGCUCAACACCAAAACAUGAUCGGAGCUCGCCAAGCCAUGGCCGUUCCCCUGGUUACACUCCUCUCAACCCAGACAGUGAGAGUGAGUCUGGAAGCAGUUCAGUCGCUGAAAAGUCUCAUCAGAACAGCCCUAGCUCAGAAGAUGACCAAGCUAUUAGACCACACCAACCCCCCCAAGAAUACAUGAGUUCCAUAUCAAUUAGCCAAGGUGAAAAACACAAGAAGCAUAAAAAAGAAAAGAAAAAGCAAAAAGAUCGAGAAAGGGAUAGGGACAGAGACAGAGAAAAAGAAAAAAAGAAAUCAUCUUGUGGGCCAUCAUCUCACUCAAUAAAGACAGAUAGUUGGUCCAGAUCACCUAUAUCUUCAGAAUCUUCAAUGUCAAUGCUUAGUUCUGAGCGCAACUCACGACCAAGUCCUGUGUAUAUGCAUACAGAAGAUGACGACCUCAUGGACUCAGCCUUAACAGGCAAUUUAGAACCAUUCAAAUAAUUGAGUCAAUGGUAUGACUGUACUUUGUAGUGGCAUAUGAUCAGAAAAAGAUUUAUUGCCAAGUAUGUUUGCACAUACAAGGAAUUUGUUUUGACAGGAGCAUCCAGUACACAGAAACAGCAACAACAGUACACAGAGACUAUAACACAAUAUUGCAGCAUAUCGCUGUUUUCCUCCUGAAACCUUGUAUCUCCAUAGUUCAUGAUUUUUAUUUUUUGCCAUAAAUUAUUAUUCUUAGUUACCCUUCAUGUUUGUCGCUGGGUUUAGCAAAAAUCUAACCAAUAAAAACUAUUAAAAAGUGCUUGUCAACUUUGACAAUGCAGUAUUUAAUCAUUUAAAAAAUACAGUGUUUUUUUCCAUUUCCUGAAAAACAAAAUGUUUGAUUGUAAUUAGAUUCCUUACAUUAGAAAAACUAUUUUAUAAUGAUUGUUUAUAUUUUUUAAAUGUCAUACCUUUUCUAACUUUGGCCUCAUUUAUGCAAAUUAUGUUAGACUGUUGUAAGAGUCUUGUUUUCCAAGUAUUUGGUAAUUUUUUUAGCGGUAUACAAAAGAUUCUGGUGUAAGAUUUUAAAUAUUCAUAGUAUGUUAUUUUUAUUAUUGGAAGCCUUGCUUUGUUUUGCAUAUGCCUUAAUUAUAUCAAUAUACAAUGUGGCAUUUUAAAGUAUUGUUGUCAUGUGUGUCAUUUAACCCACACGUUACUUGACAGAUCCAUAUUUUACUUUUUUUUUUUACCUGAAAAUAGACAGUCUAAUGUUUCUAAUGUUACAUUCUAAUUUUUAAUGUUUAAACAAAUAUGAAGCAUAAAAUGGCCUAAUGGUUGUUCAAAAUAUUUCAGGUUUAUUUAGUCUUUAGUUAAUAGCUGGAGUGGGGAUUAAGCAUGUAUUUUAAGCUUGUUUUUCUACAAUAGUUGUAGUAAAAUAAAUAUUUUAGUAGUACCAAGCUUUUAUGAUCUGGAAUGGUUUGCCCAUGAAGUGUAUCACAAGACCAGGGUAACACUAAAUGUUGAACACAGUAAGUAUUAGAACCAAGGAAACUACAGAUCUGUAUUGUUUAUAUCUUGAAAUCAUUGGUUAUCACAAUUUGCUAGUUAUAGGUACAUAAUAAAAUAGAAUUAGGGCAUACAAUGGAGUAAGCUGUGUUACUUACUUAAGUUACUUUAUUAAGAGGUCAUCUAGAAUAGUGGCAACAUUUCAGGUUGCCACCUUAAAUGAGAAGU
Triplophysa rosa is the source of this 6650-nucleotide messenger RNA. It is a transcript of the gene med1, whose product is annotated as mediator complex subunit 1. The transcript has 16 exons. Lineage: Eukaryota; Metazoa; Chordata; Actinopteri; Cypriniformes; Nemacheilidae. Gene Ontology annotation, molecular function: transcription coregulator activity; nuclear vitamin D receptor binding; nuclear retinoic acid receptor binding. Gene Ontology annotation, cellular component: mediator complex. The record is from RefSeq and is a predicted model, not a curated record. Gene Ontology annotation, biological process: cellular response to thyroid hormone stimulus; regulation of transcription by RNA polymerase II. Bases 189 to 5435 code for a protein of 1748 amino acids.